Branchiostoma belcheri (Belcher's lancelet) is the source of this 1774-nucleotide messenger RNA. Its product is annotated as DNA repair protein RAD51 homolog 2-like. Lineage: Eukaryota; Metazoa; Chordata; Leptocardii; Amphioxiformes; Branchiostomatidae. Gene Ontology annotation, molecular function: ATP-dependent DNA damage sensor activity; ATP binding; DNA binding. The record is from RefSeq and is a predicted model, not a curated record. Gene Ontology annotation, biological process: double-strand break repair via homologous recombination. Gene Ontology annotation, cellular component: Rad51B-Rad51C-Rad51D-XRCC2 complex. The transcript is spliced from 11 exons. The coding region runs from base 154 to 1308 and encodes 384 amino acids.
AGCCAUCGGGAUAAGUGGCGGCAAGAUGAUUUUGAAGAGAAGACGUCCCGCUGUGGUCUUGGAAUUCCCACGAAAACUGCUCAUGAUAACGUAGUUCUUCGUCUUAUUUUUACUGCUCAACAAAUCAGAUGGCCACCUGAAACGAUAUCUACCAUGUCCCUGAGGAAGCUGAGACGGCUUGGGCUUGAGCCUGAGCUGGUAGACCGUCUUGAAAGGCAUAAAAAGUUGUCUUCUUGUCAGGAUAUUCUUGUGAAGGUCCAUCUUGAACUGCAGCACCUUACCAACCUGAACCACUCAGAUGUGCAGAAAAUUGUGACGGCUACAAGCAGAGCAUGUGCACCCACACCCACAACAGCCCUCCAGAUGAAGCAAGCAGGACUCAGCAGUGGCAGUGCUCCCUUCUUCUCCACAUCCUUACCUGGGCUGGACCAGGCUCUACAUGGAGGCAUACCAGCAGGCAGUGUUACUGAGAUAGCUGGACCGGCUGGCUGUGGCAAGACCCAGUUCUGUAUCAUGCUGUCUGUGUUGGCCACCCUGCCUUGCGAGAUGGGAGGACUAGGGGGCGCUGUUGUGUACAUCGACACUGAGUCUGCAUUUAGUGCAGAGAGACUUGUAGAAGUUGCACAGGAUAGGUGUCCACAUCACUUCAGCAAUGAUGAUGCCUUCUACAAGCUGACAUCACAGGUCUAUGUACACAAGACUCCAACCUGCAGUGACCUGUGGAACAGACUGCAGUCCUUAGAGGAGGAGCUUAUAGAGAAGAGAGUCCGUCUGGUGGUCCUGGACUCUGUGGCCUCGGUGGUGAGGAAGGAGUUUGACAACAGCCUGAGGGGGAACCUGGCGCAAAGGGUCAAGUUGUUAGCCAAGGAGGCUGCACUCCUCAAGUACCUGGCAGAGUCCCUCAAUAUCCCAAUUAUUGUGACCAAUCAAAUCACCACACGAUUCAAGGCAUCCUGGGAAGGUCCUCAUGUGCUGUCUGGUGACAUUGAUGCAGGAAACGGUGCUGGUGCGUCUGCAGCUGUAGAUGGUGGCUAUGUGACAGCUGCCCUGGGGAACACCUGGAGCCACAGUGUGAAUACCCGCCUCAUUGUGCAGUACCUGGAUGACAAGUACAGGGAGGUGAUGGUUGCUAAGUCCCCGAUUGCGCCCUUCUCCAGUUUUGUAUACACCAUACAGAGCAGUGGCAUUGUUUUACAAGAUGAUGAGAGAAUUUGGAAGUCAAGCGAGAGAGUAGCCACAGACCCUGGCCUCAUCCCCAUCAAAGUCCGUACCAUGUUGGGGCAGGGAGGAGGCUUGGUUGUGCCAUAAUCAUGUCAUGAGGGAGGAACAACAGGGACUGUGUACCGGUGUACCCUAAUACCCCUCCUUCCUGCUACAUGGUUCCCUUCAGCUGGAGAAAAAAAACAUGCUGCCAUCAGAAAGCCCUCAACGUUACAAGCACCACAAGCAGAGGUGUUCUAAGGCUAACAGGCACAAGUGCCUCGGCACCCUGGAUGCCAUCACUGAUGUUCUAUUUGGGGCAGCACAUAGAGGCUCGCUGAUGCUGAGUGCCUGUCUGAUCUCAAGAGACAAAUCAUGCAUCCCUCAGUUUGAAUGCAUGAUUUAGAAAUGUACAGUGUACCUCGACUGUUUUUAACAUGUUUGUUAGCCUGGGUGUGUUUUUGCGUCAGUUUCACCCCAGUUGACCUGUAUAAGUGACAUGGAAGCGUCUGUUUGACUAAGGCAGGGUGUGAUAAGUUCCUAGCUGAAAUGGCUGCUGCCAUAGUUACCUUAU